Messenger RNA from Caenorhabditis elegans, 699 nucleotides. RefSeq lists its product as uncharacterized. The transcript is spliced from 6 exons. The record is from RefSeq and is marked reviewed. The coding region runs from base 1 to 501 and encodes 166 amino acids. NCBI's taxonomy places the organism in Eukaryota, Metazoa, Nematoda, Chromadorea, Rhabditida, Rhabditidae.
AUGCCUCGAACUCUUCCCAAUCACCUAGUCUUCCAAUUAUUCAUCACAAUUUCAAUUGUUUCAUUUGCAGUCUCGUCUCUCGAAUGUAUUCAAUGUGCACCAAACAGCGCUUGGUAUUCGGAACAAGAAGAAGAAAGAAGAAUCGAGGCAUGCCGUCAAGGUCUUUUAGCUCCAAGCCCAUGCACAAAUGCGACACACACACAUUGUAUUGUCAACUGGUACCGAACAGGAGGAAGUUCUGAGAAAAUUGUGACGAAACGGCAUUGUGGAAUGGAAUCUGAUGUGACGGGAUGCACUUUGUACAACUCGAAAAUUAGCCGAAAGGUCCGCCGACAUUUACUCAGCAGAGACGAUUCUCAUGAUCGCAAGGAAUCUGUUGCAUCGUUUGUUGAGGUUUGCUCAACAUCAUGCCCUAUUGGAGAAUGUGUGAACUCAUCGAAUCUUCGUGGAGGAAUAAUCUUCCCAGUCGUUUUUGCAGUUUUAUACGCAAUUUUUCAUUAACUAAUUUCCGUUGUUUUAGAUUUAAUUAGACAUAAUUCCUAUCCAAUACCAAUUUUACGGUGUUUUUUUUCGAAAAUCCCAAUUCAACCGGUUCAAUUUGCUAUACUUUUCCCCACCAAAUCUUGCUCAUCCCAUAAAUUUUGAAUAUUUAAAAUCCAAAAUGACUUUUGUAAUUUAAUAAAACAAUUUUCAUGAAUU